AUUUUUUACCUUGAUAUUCUUUAAAGGGUGCUCUCAGUUUCCUGUCCCGAGUUUCCUUUGCUUCUUAAUACUCGUCAAUUUUUCGAAAACAAGUCAGAAUCCUUGAUCCACGACCUGCCCUGGUUACGGAUACUGAUCCACAAGAGCCAGAAGAAAACAUCUCCAGUCUUUGUAGUUUCAUCAUGGCAGACUUUGCAUCGGUACUACGAUUACUUGCAGAGUCAAAUGCCAAACUAGCAGAGGAACGUAGCCUACGUGAGGCCGCCGAGGCAAAAUCAGAUGCGAAACUAGAAGAGGAACGUCGACGACAUGAGGUCGCGGAGGCAGAUGCAAAAGCCAAACUAGAAGAGGAACGUCGACGACGUGAGGUGGCCGAGGCAGAUGCAAAAGCCAAACUAGAAGAGGAACGUCGACGACGUGAGGUGGCCGAGGCAGAUGCAAAAGCCAAACUAGAAGAGGAACGUCGACGACGUGAGGUGGCCGAGGCAGAUGCAAAAGCCAAACUAGAAGAGGAACGUCGACGACGUGAGGUGGCCGAGGCAGAUGCAAAAGCCAAACUAGAAGAGGAACGUCGACGAUCUGAAAAGAAAAACCUUAUCGAAUAUCUCGAAGCUUGUCAUGAUCUUUCAUCUUCUAUUAAAAUCAUCAAGGGCAAGACACAAACGACACAAGGCGAUACCACGAAGCCCUUCGGUCGGCCAUUUCCGCAACGUAUUGUGCCAUGGGACGACUUUCCAAAGCUACAAGAGGACAUCUGGGAGAAACUUUCAUCUAGUGCUCACUUCCAUUCGAAGCGCAUUUUUCCAUCUUCUGAUCAACUAGAUCUUAUUCGGAGCGACCUCGAUCCAAUCAGUUCGGAGAUUGGUCUUCGGUCCUUUGCUUGCGACACGGUUGAAAGACCAGUGCGCAGGUUGAUCCAAGAGGUAUACAAAGAUGUGCAGUUGCGGGAGCAGCUUCAGCUCCAUGGGACAAUGAUUUUUGAAAGUCAUACAAAUCUAGGAGAGGACAGCGAAGGAUCGAUAGAGGAGUCAAUGGAAAACCUUUCCAUAACUCAAACGACUAUGCCAAAGAACGGGAGGAGGAAAGCAGAGAAAGCCACACCACAAAAAAAGCGAGCUCCGACCAGAAGAGCAGGCAUUGCAGAUCAAUUCUGCAUAUACGAACAGGCAAAUACCAAGAAAACUCCAAUUGUGUCGAUUGAAUACAAAGCACCGCACAAGUUUCCUUUGGAAGUUAUCGUAGCCGGACUUAAAGGGGAAAUCCGACCAGCAGAGGAAGUGAUUAACAAGGAAGGUGACGGUUUCGGCUUCACAAGUAAAUACUUAGUCGUUGCUGUGAUUACUCAAUUGUUCUCGUACAUGAUUGAUAAGUGCAUUCGGUAUGGAUAUGUCUUUGUUGGGGAUGCCACAAUUUUCCUCCACAUUUCAGAUGACCCUUCUACAGUCUAUUACUAUCUUUCUGUUCCGUCGCAGGAUUUCCAAGAGGAUGAUGAGAAUAGGCUUCAUCGGACAACUGUUGCUCAGGUUUUUGCCUUUACCCUAGGCUCACUAGCUGCUGAGGCGCCUGGGCAGGCAUGGAAUGAUGCAGCUGCAGCUUUGGAGACGUGGGAUAUCGAAUACAUCAAUAUUCUAGACAAAAUUCCUCCGACGGAACAGAAAAAAGGGCGCGAUUCUCCGGCAUUUCGCGCCGUCAGAUGGAAAAACUUUGGUCGUUCGCCAAUUCGAACACGAUCUACACGCCAGACGUGCAGACUUCCCGAGAAUGAUCGUAUGCGCGAUGACGGUGACCAAAGUGAUGAAGGCGAUGAUGGUACUCCGCCCACUCCAACUCCUACCCGGAUUCUUCAGACCAAAGGCCAACAACCAGGCUCGACAGCAAUGAGCAGCUCAAGCAAAAAGGGUGCAAGUAAGGAGAAUGCAGGAGUGAAACCAAAACCACGAAUCGAGGAUAGACCGUAUUGCACGCAUCAAUGUUUGCUCGGUUUGGCUUAUGGCGGCAGUAUGGACCAGCAAUGUCCUAACCUCGGAGAUCAUAAGAAGAAGCAUAUAAGCCGAGCCAGAUUCCUGCGGCUUAUCCGGGACCAGCUUGCUACUGAUCGGGGGAGCGAUGCAGACUGCAAACCACUUUACAUCAAAGGGUCAAGAGGGGCUAUGUUCAAGGUCAGGCUAUCCUCUCAUGGGUAUACCCUGGUUGCGAAAGGGAUGCAAGAAUACCAUCGAGACCACCUUCUCCAGGAGAGCAAAGUAUAUGAACGACUCCGUCCUAUGCAAGGUUGUCACAUUCCUGUCUGCCUAGGCAUGAUCGAGCCUAAGCUUCCGUAUUACUUCGACUGUGGUGUCUAUGUUACUCUGCUCUUCCUCAGCUGGGCAGGUCAGCCAAUUUUCAAUUAUCUCACGCCCAACAACGAGGUACAAAUUCUUGAACAGGCAACAUCGGCUCUCAAAGCGAUGCAUCGACUAGAGGUGCUUCAUACGGACGCCGAGCUGAGAAACAUGGUAUGGGAUGAGAAGCGUAAAACUCUUAUGCUUAUUGAUUUUGAGCGAGCGCAGAUUCGAACAAGAUUGCCUUUGGGCACUCUCACACUGAACCGGAAAAGGGACCAGCAAGGAAAGAUGAAGAACACAGCAAAAGAUGAUUUUGCCAGAGAGAUUGGGAUCGCUACAGGGUUCAUUCGACACAACAUACAAGAUACCCUCCUCGAAACAUUGGCCGUUGGAAGGAGUUGACCAUAACGACAUAAGGCUCAGCUUCAAUAAAAUCUAAAUCAAUUUUGCGACUAGGUCUUGGUUUGGCAUCUUUUGGGAACAUGUUUACUAGUAGCGUAUAACAUAGUUGCUACAAGUUUUUUUAAUGUAAAUAAUUUCCUCUUCAAAGCAAUCAAAGAUUUACUUACCGUAUUUUCUUCUGCAAGGUGGCUGUAAUCCAUCAAUAGUAGAACCAUAAGUGGUAUAAAGCCCUGAUCUGUAGAAUCAAUGCUACAUUGAUCUCACCAAACUGCGAUAUUU
This is a messenger RNA of Sclerotinia trifoliorum, 3005 nucleotides long. Lineage: Eukaryota; Fungi; Ascomycota; Leotiomycetes; Helotiales; Sclerotiniaceae. The record is from the annotation of a GenBank genome assembly.